CCUUCCUUCUCCGGCGUUGCGUUUGUUUUGAUCGGAAGCCUUUGAGCUUCCGAGGUUUUGAUGCUUGAGCCGCUGGGCUCUCCGGCCGCUGAAGCAUGCUGGAGCUGGUUUCUGCUCCCUCCUCCAAUGACCCUUCGGGUUUGUUUUUUCAGAUCCGGCGACCCUCGGUUCUUUCCUGUUGAUCUUGGUAGGGGCUCGUUGGUUUUUUCUUUUGUUCUGUUGGUGCAGAUCCGGCGGCCUUCUUUCUCCUUCGGCGGAUUUGAGGUGGCGCGCGCGUGGGCUACCAGAUCUGACGCCCACCGCAGCUCUCCUGCUGGCUCCGAGGGACUUCCGCCGCCAGAUCGGGUGACCGCCCGGCAUCCUGGAGCCUGGUGCUAUUUCUUCAAGGGUUGAUAGAAGGGUGUCUCGUAUGAAUCGAUCGACCGAAGGCCGUGGUAUUUCCGAGGUCGUUCGUGGUUGUUCGAGUGCUGAGUGCACCUCCCUUCAGUCUUUGGAUAUGGGUCUACUCUGAUCUUUUGUUCCAGUUGUUUUUACUAUUUGUUAUCUUUGUAGAUGUCAUAUGGCGGUCUUUGUAAUGAAACCAUUCCAUUAUCCUCAAAAAAAAAAGAUGAUCCUUUGGAAUCUAAGAGAUUUCUGCAGAGUAAAGUGAGACUGGAUUU
Molecule: messenger RNA, 659 nt
Organism: Rubroshorea leprosula
Lineage: Eukaryota; Viridiplantae; Streptophyta; Magnoliopsida; Malvales; Dipterocarpaceae
Source: the annotation of a GenBank genome assembly